UGAUCCUGGAGCUGAAGUGGGCAUCGUCCAGUAUUCAGGGCCAUUCCAGGGAGCCGCCUAGGCAGGCGGCGGCUUGGCGGGGUUUGUGUUAGGUCGAGAGCCGGCGAAAAGCAAAACUGGAAAAGGCGAGGAGGCGUUGGCGCGCCGACCGCAUGUUCCUCCUGCCGGAGUACGGCGCACGCUGAUUGGCAGGAUUGCGGCCCGGGUACCGGAAGUGGCCGAUGCCCGUCGCCCGUGACACCGGGACAACAGCUGGCCGGUUCUGUGCGAGCGGCCCAGCAGCGCCGGGAGCUCAAGCGGAGUGAGCGUGGGGCGGUAGCGGUCUGCGAUUGUGAGAUGGGUACUGAGAACAAGGAGGUGAUUCCCAAGGAAGAAAUUUCUGAAGAAUCUGAGUCACAUGGGUCAAUAUUAGAGAAACUUCCAAAAGUGGUUUACCAAAGUCAUGAGUUUGGAGCAGGAUGUGAAGAAGAUAUAUCAGAGGGACAUUUGAGAGAGUCCCCAGAAGAGAUUAUAGGGCAGAUGUCUCCUCAGGAGAAAGACUUUGCAUCAGGGUUGAUUAUUUUUAAGAAAUCACCUCCAAGUGAGAAAGAUCAGGAGAAUAAUGAGAGCAAAAGAGGCUGCAAUCCCAGCCCAAAUCUGAUUACAUAUCAGGGAGAUACUAUAGCAGAGGGAGUUAGUACAUUUGCUACCUCUGGCCAAAACUUCGUAGAGAAUUUAGAACCUAACAAAACACAGAGAAGUUCUGUGGGAGAAAAGCCUCAUACAUGUAAAGAAUGUGGGAAAGCCUUUAAUCAGAACUCACAUCUCAUCCAGCAUAUGAGAGUUCAUAGUGGAGAAAAACCCUUUGAAUGCAAAGAAUGUGGAAAGACAUUUGGAACUAAUUCAAGCCUUCGAAGGCACCUGAGAAUUCAUGCUGGAGAGAAACCCUUUGCUUGUAAUGAAUGUGGGAAGGCCUUCAUUCAGAGUUCACAUCUUAUCCACCAUUACAGGAUUCAUACUGGAGAGAGACCCUAUAAGUGUGAAGAAUGUGGUAAAGCCUUCAGUCAGAAUUCAGCCCUUAUUCUACACCAGAGAAUCCAUACUGGGGAGAAACCUUAUGAAUGUAAUGAAUGUGGGAAGACCUUUAGGGUUAGUUCACAGCUUAUUCAGCAUCAGAGAAUUCAUACUGAAGAAAGAUAUCAUGAAUGCAAUGAGUGUGGUAAAGCCUUCAAGCAUAGCUCAGGCCUUAUUAGACACCAGAAAAUUCAUACUGGAGAAAAACCAUACCUGUGUAAUGAAUGUGGGAAAGGCUUUGGUCAGAGUUCUGAGCUUAUCCGGCAUCAAAGAAUUCAUACAGGGGACAAACCCUAUGAAUGUAAUGAAUGUGGGAAAACUUUUGGCCAGAAUUCAGAGAUUAUUCGUCAUAUUAGAAUUCAUACUGGUGAGAAGCCCUAUGUAUGUAAGGAAUGUGGGAAGGCCUUCAGGGGGAACUCAGAACUUCUUAGACAUGAGAGAAUUCACACUGGAGAGAAACCUUAUGAAUGCUUUGAGUGUGGAAAGGCUUUCAGGCGGACCUCUCACCUUAUUGUUCACCAGAGAAUUCAUACUGGAGAGAAGCCCCAUCAAUGUAAUGAGUGUGCAAGAACCUUUUGGGAUAAUUCUGAGCUGCUUCUCCACCAGAAAAUUCAUGUUGGAGAGAAACCUUAUGAAUGUAAUGAAUGUGAUAAAACAUUUAGCCAGCAUUCCCAGCUUAUCAUACAUCAGAGAAUUCACACUGGAGAGAAGCCUUAUGAGUGCCAAGAAUGUCAGAAGACCUUUAGUCGGAGCUCUCACCUCCUCCGACAUCAAAGUGUUCACUGUAUGGAAUGAUCUGCAAGAUAGGAAGGCUUUUUGUGGAAAGGCUAAAGUCAGACUUAUUCAUUGGUUCAUAAUCUACACCCCAAGUUCUCAAAUGAAAUGAAUGGACAGAAUGUCCUCUGUCCUUGCACUGAUUUUUAUUUAAAGAGUUGGUAGAAGAGGAUGAGGCACUUUUAUGAAUUAUUCAUUGAGAAGUUUCAAUGUACUGAGUUAAAUCAUAAAAGCUGUUUCAGGCCUUAAUUCUCCUCUGUCCCUCUUUCCUUUCUUCCUUUCUUCUCCCUGAGUGGAUCACAUAACAUUAGGGCUCUGUACCAGCCAUCUGUCCUAAAUUGUUACUCUUUAGAAAAGUCAGGGAACAGGAGUCCACCACCUCCUAAAAAUGACAGAGCUGACUCAUUGAAUGUUAUCCCCUGAAAUGUUAGACAGUCAUGACUCAGAAGACACACCUCAUUCUCCUGUCUACUAUUUAGCAUUGGGAUAAUUUGGUAGGCUUUUCUUACCCUCCAAAUCUUCCAGCUGUACUAUGAAGUUCUCUUAGAAGAUGGCAGCAUUAAUGAAGAAGCAGGAAGCUUGGGUCAUUUCACAUCUGCUAGGCAUCCUUAUUCACCUGAAGAGGUUGCCAUGGAGGAGGAACUGACAGGCAACUUAUAGGAUUGUAAGCAAUGGUCUUAGAAUCCAGAGGGGCUGAUUAGGCAAUGUCAGGGGAUAAACAAUAGAGGCUAGACUACUCAGCAUGGGUAGAAGUGGCUCUUUAGUCACUAUCCCCAUGUCAUGGCUGCUCAGACCAACUGUUCCCAAUGAUUCUGGAUUGAGUUUUGGCCCCAGUUCCUGCCACUUGCUGACAGAUCUUGUGUAGCAGAGUGGUUUCACCUCCAUCAGGCAUGUGGCCACAGUGGUGAGCUGGUUCACCUGACUGGAGGCCCUGGCUGAUAGGCCAGGAUGUGACAGCCUCGUGUUGGUUUGCUCCUUGGCCUUGAAAUUCUUUCUUCAGCAUCUCUGCAUAUAUUUCCUGUGUUCUUCUAUGUGUUAUUUCUUCUUUAAGGAAACACAUCCUCCAUUUUUCAUGUGUGCAUGUUUCUGAGGCAGUGGGUGGCAGCAGGAAUUGCACAAAGGGGGAUCCAGCAGGGCUGGGGUCUGGUCUUAGAGCUAAACCUUGAAUUUCGCUUGCUGGUCUCUAAUGUUCUCAUUUGUAAGAUGAGGGGAGUUCAGCUAAAUUAUCUCUGAAGUUUCAACCAGCCCAAUAAUUCCUUAGUUGCUUUUUAAAAAUUUAACUUUACAUAUCUUUAUUCUUUAAUCUCUUCUUUGUUACACUAAUACUAAUCACUAAUAUUUAUUUAUUGUGUGUUUACUAUGUGCCAGGCACAGUGCCAGACAGUUUACAUUUUUGUUUUCAUAGCAUCUGUAUGAUAUGGGUACUCUUUUUUUGAACAGCUUUAUUGAGGUAUAAUUUACAUACCAUAAAUUCACCUGUUUUAAGUGUUGAGUUGAAUGAUUUUUAAUUUACAGAGUUGUGCAACCAUCAAUGAUGUGGGUAUUCUUACCCCAGUUUAAAAGAUGAGGAGGGGCAGAAGGAGGAUGUUAAGUAAUUUACCCAUGAUCACACAGCUAGUAAGAGCUAGAGCCAAGACUCCAACCCUGGUCUAUGCUCUUAAGCACAAUGCUGUGCUGUGGAAAGGCAGAUUCAUUAUUAACUUAUUUGAAAUCCUUUGCAAAUUUUCUAUUACUAAUUACUACAUAGAGUAGAACAUAAUGAAUUUAAGUCAUGUCCUUGGAAACAUAACUGGUCACAGCCAAAUCCACAAAGUGGGUUUAUUCUGUACCCCAAUAUAGGUAUCUUCCAGGCUCAAACCCUUGGUUUGAGAGCAGGGUGAUACAAAUAAACAGUUCAUGGCACAGUUUCCAUCUCUUUCCAGGUACCUCUGCCUUUAACAGUCAGACUCUUAGCAGGGGAAGUUCUUUGACUUACCUCUUCCCUCAGGGUGAUGACAAGUAUAGCGUGCGCUCUCAUUCUUUUUUUUCAUUGCUCAAGCUCUAAUUGAAUUGUACCCGGACCACAUCCUUCUCACAAGAAACCUGGAUGUCACCGAUCGCUUUAACUGAUUCCUGUAUUUGCAUACUUUAUGUCCACAUUUACCUCUUGGCCAGCCCUGAUAGGGAACUCGGCACCUCUUCAAGCUUCCUCCAAAAGAAUCUACUUAUACAAACACAUCCAUGAGCGUACAGACUUCACUGAAGAUGUUGUGUAAGAGGUAGAGAAGGAUUCACGUUGUACAUCCUAUUAGACAUGUUUUUUUCCCCCCUUAGAAGUCCCUUCUUGGUCAAACAGCCAAUGAAGGUUUUUAUUCUCCCCUCUCAGGGCUCAGCGAUCUCAGCUCCUUUUCUCUUGCCAGAUAUCAAUACCAUCCCUAUCCCCUGUCCCCAGCUUCAUCACCUUCUUAAAUCUACCACUACUGAGCAAAAGAAAAGGUCUUUUAGUUAAUCUACUCACUCAAACAUUAGAAGGCAACUUAGUGACCUGUUGUGCCUGAGCACAUUCUUAAGAGGGGGGAUCUCUCACACCUCAUUCCCAGAAGAAUAUUCCUACAUAUAUAGUGCUUUCCCAGGAGGAAUUCUGGUGAAUGAAAUUAUUUGCAUCUCCUUAGGUACACUGUACACAAAUCCUGUAACCUCAUUCCCUGCUCUUUUCCACCUCUCACCCAGUUAUCUCAGGAAGAUUUCUCUCUUUUUCCUUCUGUUUGCCUCCCUCGCUCUUCACCUUACCUGGGCGUCAGUGUCUGACCAUGAUUUCGACUGGUAGUCAUAAUUUUGUGCAAAUAGAAUACUACCAAGGAAAAGACAUAAUUUAUCUUAAUUUUAGACUUAUUUUUAAAAAAGCCCAACAAAUCAGGAGGCCUCACAAUUUCAAAGUCCUACCUAAAUACCCAGAAAUAACCUUCAGAAUUUUUGAAGCUAUACCCAUGUACAUUUUCCUCCCUAAUUAAUUUUAAUGGUAUACUAACAUUUUAGGUAAAUAAAGCAUUUCUUUACAAUCUUACUCACAUUAUGCCUU
Messenger RNA from Lemur catta (Ring-tailed lemur), 4885 nucleotides. RefSeq names its product ZFP3 zinc finger protein (gene ZFP3). The coding region runs from base 337 to 1848 and encodes 503 amino acids. Gene Ontology annotation, biological process: negative regulation of transcription by RNA polymerase II; regulation of cytokine production; regulation of immune system process. The record is from RefSeq and is a predicted model, not a curated record. The transcript is spliced from 2 exons. Lineage: Eukaryota; Metazoa; Chordata; Mammalia; Primates; Lemuridae.